GUCUACCGGUACUUUUGUGGUUUUCAGACGCACUAGUACGCAUCACCAGGAUCAGACGGUCUUUUUGGACACUAUCGACACCAACAGUAUCGACUACUACAACAACUCUCAAUAACAGUAACGACGAAAACAAGUGAAACGAUAGCAUCAAGUUUGAAUGACAAUCAUGAAAAGCAUCGAUAGAUUGAACAGCUGCGCUAGCGAAAGCGAAAGUGACAACUGCACCUGUAGCACCAGCGAUCUCAAACACGUAUCGGAUUGUUCUCCUCGUGAUCCACAACGGUCAUCCGAGAAACGGCGGGCACAGCACCAUUCCAGCACCAGUUCGAGGCCCCUGCUCCUGGCAGCGGCGGUAGUGAUUCUCUGCCUUUCUUCGUCUCCAUCGCAGCAUGUUGUCUUUGGAUCCUCCAAACACGUUCCAUCGGCGAGACGGUUUCUUGGCAUUCCAUCGUCCUAUCGCAGACCACUCGGCGACAAGGCCAACAACAACAACGACAAUCGGGGUUCGAUCUCCCAAAAGAAGCAUCAACAUCGAAACCAAAACCAGCGUCCACGGGCGCUGGCGUCGGUGGCUCACUCCCGUUCGUCGUCGACGUUGCUACGCUUUUCGUCGGCUUCCCCCGAGGACGAGAGUAGCGGUCACGACAAGGAGAACAACAAGCCGCCGGCCUCGUCCUUCAACGGCACCUCUCUUUCCUCACCAUCGUCCAGCGCCACCGCCUAUGACGAAGUGGACGACGAGACAAGUGUCACUACCACCUCAUUCUUUCGGUUCCCUUCGGACACUCCCGAGGAGCAGCAGCAACCACCGCUGGACCUUGUGGAAGCCGGAAGCCAGUCGAACGCCCAGUCGUCAAUUCUUGGAAGACGCUACUUCGGGUCUGCUCGUUCCCCGAAGGGGCUUGUGCAGAGGAAACAUGCUCUACAGACAACAUUUGUCUGUUCCCUCAUGGGUCUAGCUGGCUUUGUUGAGGGCUUCUGUAUUCGGAGGCACGGUUGCUUCCCCAACCUCAUGACCGGAACGGUCCUCAAACUGGCCGAGGCCAUAUCGACCCUCAACCUUUCAGCAGCAGCAAUGCACGCGGCAAUGGUGGUGGCCUACGCUUCCGGUGGCUCUAUCUUUGCGCUGUGGAAGGCUUCCGGAAAGAACGCGAGCAGCAUCGACAACGAAAGCGAAACAGUUGCCAAACACCGUCAGAAACGGAGCAGCAUCGAGGGAGUUUCGGUCCUUUCGACGCUGUGCUUUUUGUUCUCGGACAUCUGGGGCGGCCGCCUGCGGCUACCCUUUCUGGCAGCUGCGUUCGGAAUCCUUAACGCCGGAACCAUGGACGCAGGCGCCGGGGUGACCAAUGCGAUCACUGGACACGUGACUAAGAUCGGACAGGGUUUCGCCACCAACCGGCCUUCCGAACAGCAGGCAGCGAAGAAUGCUGCUCCGCCCGCCCACGUGACGAGUGCCCGUGGCCUUGCCGUGUUUUUCGUUGCGGCCGUCGCCUCGAACGGCCUCUGCGCGUUGCUGGAUGCAACCAGCAGGAUGGAAGGAGGAAGCGCCCUCGGGCUGGUCGGGGCCGUGGUCAAUCGGCUCCCGCUGGGGACGACUCUAGCGGUCGUCUACGGGGUUUUCUUUCGGUGGUACCUGCGCGCCUCUGGAGCUCUGGUGGACGCGGAGGUGGCGACGAAGGAAGCCUAAAAUCGGCAACGAGAAGAUCCCCGCUAAGGAUGGGUUCCCGUCACACCGAUCUGGAGAAAAAAGAGCACGGAUUCAGUCCAUCUUUCGUGCUGUACCAUUAAUUUUCGAAAACACAUCAUGCUAUAAUUUAUAUGAAUAAUUUUGAACCAAUUCCGGGGCUUUCGUUUUAUGGAAUGCACACUGAUGCCCUCUAUCUGAAAGUUUUUUAUGUCACGAGUCAAAUCAGUUAAAACGUUAACGCCAUCAUUGGAAUAAGGAUCCGAAGUGCACAAUAUUUUAAAUAUGAUGUUAUUGUGCAAUCCACUUUUAUGUGUGAGUAUGUCACUUACGUUGGCAAUUAAAUCAAAGACGUGUCA
This is a messenger RNA of Pseudo-nitzschia multistriata, 2046 nucleotides long. The record is from the annotation of a GenBank genome assembly. Lineage: Eukaryota; Bacillariophyta; Bacillariophyceae; Bacillariales; Bacillariaceae.